Messenger RNA from Alosa alosa (allis shad), 4274 nucleotides. RefSeq names its product TYRO3 protein tyrosine kinase (gene tyro3). Gene Ontology annotation, cellular component: signaling receptor complex. NCBI's taxonomy places the organism in Eukaryota, Metazoa, Chordata, Actinopteri, Clupeiformes, Clupeidae. Gene Ontology annotation, molecular function: ATP binding; transmembrane receptor protein tyrosine kinase activity; protein binding. The coding region runs from base 323 to 2947 and encodes 874 amino acids. The transcript has 19 exons. The record is from RefSeq and is a predicted model, not a curated record. Gene Ontology annotation, biological process: multicellular organism development; nervous system development; phagocytosis.
AUUGUUACCCGGGGAGGACGUUAACACACGGCUCACGACGUCUUGGAGAGAGCUGUGACACUUGUUUAGGGAGUAUGGCUGCGGUUGAAUAAGGGAAGUCGGCGUUGUGUUUUGAUUUAUUUACCUUAUGAAGAGUUAUUUUUUCUGGUCAAAUGACUUUUGAGGACCCCGCAAGUUGUCGCUUCUCUAUAGCUUAUGGAGACUCCGAACUGACAGGACAUGUAACAAACCCGGAAUGUAACAAUUCCGCUCACUGGUUAGGUUGUUUGGGAGAAAGAAUUAGAUCCAGAGGAGCGCACGUAGUGCUUUAGAGGAUGAAAAAAUGCAGAUGUCUUUUUGCAUAUUACUUAUUCUCCUUAACAAUGUGGAAGUGGAAGGAUUGCGGUUCACCAAGAGCCCGGCCAAUCUCACGGUGACCCAGGGCAACAUGGCCCGCCUGGGCUGUGCCAUCGAAGGCCUCAUGAAUGAGCCCGACAUUGUGUGGAUGAAGGACGGGGAAAAGCUGUACAGCACAGACCAGAUGUACAUCACUCUGGAGGCCCAGCACUGGGAGACCUUCUUCAGUGUGAGAAGCGUGCAGCAGCAGGAUGCAGGAAAGUACUGGUGUGAGGUAGAGUUACACGGAAAAACCAUUUCGUCUGAACCGGCUUGGAUUACAGUCGAAGGUGUCCCUCACUUUGUGCUGGAGCCCCAGGAUGUUGCCACUUUCCCCGGGGUCAGUUUCAACCUCACCUGUGCCGCCAUGGGGCCCCCCGACCCUGUGGAGGUGCUGUGGUGGCUGGGAGGGGUGCAGGUGGGGGGUGCCAUGUCCUCCCCAUCCGUGCUGCACGUUCCUGGCAUCAAUGAGAGCAUCAAGUUUUACUGCGAGUCUAAGAACGCCAGGGGAAUCUCUGUGUCCCGCACAGGCACCGUGCAUAUCAAAGUGCUACCAGGAGUCCCUAAAGAUGUACAGGUGGUCCAGUCAUUGGAAAGUAACAUCACUCUAAUGUGGUCACCUGGAUUCACUGGUCACUCAGACCUGCUGAACUGCACCAUACAGAUGUCAAAGAUGUGUAAGGUCUCUGGGCGGAAGAUUGCUCUUCCGGAACGCCGCGUGCUGGUGCCGCCAUUCCAGGUGGUGAUUGGUGGACUCCAGUGGCACUCAAACUACAGUGUGCGAAUCCGCUGUGCCAAUGAAGUGGGACUCUCCCCCUUUUCAUCCUGGGUCAACUUUCAGACCCCUGAAUCAGUGCCCUUGGCUGCACCGAAGAACCUCACCUUUGACCUGUCGGAACAGCAGCUGACCUUGACCUGGGCAGCUCUGGAGGAAGAGGAACUUGGAGGGCAGCUUCAGGCCUACAAGGUGCAGUGGAGCCAGGGUGGAGACAGCCAGGAUGCAUUGCUGUAUAAGGAGAAUGUAGCCCACUUGUCAGGUGGGGGUCGCUUCUUCAACGCUACGUUCCAGGUAGCAGCGUGUACAGUGGUGGGAUGUGGGCCCUGGAGCCAGCCUGUGCUGGUUAUGCCUGCCUCAGCUCUGCAUGGACACACUGAACGAGGGCACAUGUGGGUGGGGUUGCUGAUCGGCCUCUUGGUGGCCACCAUGGUGGGCCUCCUCCUCACCGUGCUCGUCAAACGCAGGGGCAAGGAGACACAGUUUGGGUCUGUCUUCAAGCCACCAGGCACAGAGACCACAGUCACUUUCACAGCGGCUAGGUCUUUCAACAGGCAGUGUGCAGAGCUGCCAGAAUCCACCUUGGACAGCCUGGGAAUCAACGAGGACCUGAAGACCAAACUGCGAGAUGUUUUGAUUUCUGAAAGACUGUUAACACUGGGCCAUAUGCUUGGAAAAGGAGAGUUUGGGUCAGUGAGGGAGGCGUUUUUGAAGAUGGAGGACAGCACUGUUCAGAAGGUGGCGGUGAAAGUCCUCAAAACUGACAUCAGUUCUUCAAGUGACAUUGAACAGUGCCUUAAAGAAGCUGCCUAUAUGAAGGAUUUCCAUCACCCCAAUGUCAUCCAACUCAUAGGGGUGAGUCUGCAUCGCCGUCCCCAGCAACGCUUGCCCAUCCCCAUGGUGAUUCUUCCCUUUAUGAAGCACGGGGACCUGCACACGUUUCUUCUUAUGUCACGCCUAGGGGAUGAGCCGUUCACACUAUUGCUGCAAACGCUGAUCCAGUUCAUGUUGGAUAUUGCCCGGGGGAUGGAGUAUCUUAGCAGCAAAAACAUCAUCCACAGGGACCUGGCAGCUCGAAACUGCAUGCUAAAUGAAAACAUGACUGUGUGUGUGGCGGACUUUGGCCUGUCGAAGAAAAUCUACAGCGGUGACUACUACAGACAAGGCUCUGUGUCCAAGCUGCCCGUCAAGUGGAUUGCACUGGAAAGCUUAGCUGACAAUGUCUACACUACUCAGAGUGAUGUGUGGGCAUUUGGAGUGACCAUGUGGGAGAUUAUGGCCCGUGGACAAACCCCUUACCCUGGGGUAGAGAACUCUGAGAUCUAUGAGUACCUCAUCAAGGGAGAGAGGCUCAAGAAGCCUCCAGACUGCCGUGAUGACAUUUACGAGAUCAUGCACAGUUGCUGGAGCCCCGUGCCCAAGUGCCGUCCCAGCUUCCAGCAGCUGAUCGACCAGCUGGAAAGCCUGUGGGGUGGGCUCUCUCCAGCGCCCUGCAAGGAGCCGCAGCUCUAUGUCAACCUGGAGGGGGAAGACCUGGACGGGUGUGCGGAGCAGCCGGCCGGGGCCUCCUCGGGUCCAGAGCCUGGGGGUUCCUGGGGCGUGCCCUGGCAGUGCGUGGGCAUGGAGGAGGACGAAAAAGACUGGCUGAUGGUGUCAUCGGGGGCAGCACAGGCCAUUGGCGGAGACUACCGUUACAUUAUCGGUCCCGGAUGCGGGCUGGAUGAUGAGAGCAGGCCUCUGGAUGGACUCUCGGAGGACAUCAGGGACGAAGACGAUGAUGUGGUCAUUAAUGUUUGAUUGAUUUAAACAUGCUUGUUCAUCGUUGUUGCCUUCAUUUCCCUCGCCUUCAGUGAACACUUUAUACUCAUGUGGAAGGACUGAAGAGUGAUCACAUCCAACACACAGCUGUGAUUACAAAAGACUAUAUUGUUAGUAACUGACUUUUAAGGAAAUGCAGAAAAUGUGUUGGAAGAUUUUGAGGAUUUUAUAACAAAUGUUUCCUCCAUACUGAGAUGAGAUGAGAAAACUCACAAGCAACAAUCACACCACUGUUCAUACAGUGAAAUAAUGAUCUUACACAAAUUUCAAGUAGCAUUUUCAUAUGACUCAGUGUUUGUAAUUCAGGUUCAGUGUAAUUUUUAUAUGACCAGUAGACUGCCUAGAGGCACAUUUUAGAAGGGAUCACAAAUUCAGAUUAUUAAUGAUAUUGUAGCAGCACUUUUAAGAGACAGUGUCCCGCUGUUUGGAACAUUGGCGAGGCUGUCCAGCCAAACUUUCCUGGACCUUGGCAGCAUGCUAUGCAAUAUGCUGCCCUUUUUCAUUGGUGGAUAUGUGGCCAUGGGCAAGCAACUUUACAUGAGAAUACAUUUCUAACAUUCUGAUUACACAGUCAACAAUUAAUGUCACAACAAGGGACAUUUUAUAAUUUCCUAUAGUUUUAUAAUUUCUUAUGUUUAACCCAGUCUUAAUGACACACCUUUUUGAGAAAUCAUACAAUUGCAUGUUGAAAGUUUCCAGCUUAGAUGAAUUAGUUCAGAACUUAUAGCAUUCCAUGUAUUGGAUAUCAAGGGAAGUGUAAUACUUUUGUUUGUUUUUUCUGUAAUGUGUUACAUGUGAAAGGGCUUGAUGUUUAAGCAGGAAGAACGUUCAAAAUAGAGUUCAUGCCAGUUUUCAAGAUUGCAGGUCAUGCAAGAUUUCAGUUCUGUAUUCCGACCAGUUGUCUGGUACGAAGCUAUCCACUUGAAGUAAAGAAUUACUGCUGAUUUUUAUCAAUUAAUGUAAUGAUUUCUGGUUUCCAUUAAAGAUGAAUGGAAUCUUGCAGAACAUUAAGCUUUGUGUCUGUUAUAUUAUGAUAAUUCUGAGGUGACAAGGUAGCGGUUACAAGCUUAUGUUCUGCAAAAAUGUGUGCCCCAUUUAAUGACUUUCGAUGCCAUUUGAGUGAUGUUAGUAAUGUUGUCAUUCCAACAUUUUGAGCAAAGAGUGUCUUUUUUGUCUUUGUGCAUUCCAUAUAGUCAAACUCCCAUCUAGUAAAAGAUUGCACUCACUACAAUUGAAAACAAUGAUCAGAAACCAAUAAAUUCCAUUGCUGAGAUUGGACUCCCUCAAUAAAUCACCACUCAUUUAG